AGAAAAUAUCUCAGAUAUUCAAACUCUGAUGAUGAAAAUAACUGCCAUUCCCAGGAAUUCCCUUAUGUGGCUGCACUUGGACAGAAGUUAUCAUACUCCUUUUGCUCUCUUCAUGGAGCUAUUAUAAGACCCACUGAGGUAGUGGUGGUUUUGGAAGAACCAUAUGGCAAUUGUAGUAGCAUCUUCUAAUCUCUUACACUUCCUCCCUGCCUCAUCCGACCCUCCGUAUGAACAACUCCAGAUUCAUCCAUCUCUUGCCCUCCUCUCCAAAUGUAAAAGUAUAAGAAACUUUAAGCAAAUCCAUUCGCAAUUCAUCAAAUUCGGCCUCCACAACACCCAGUUUGCACUGAGUAAACUCAUCGAGUUUUGUGCUGUUAGCCCUUAUGGUAAUCUUUCUUAUGCAAUGUCGAUUUUCAACUCCAUUCAUGAUCCUAAUCACGUCAUAUACAAUAUGAUGAUUCGUGGAUCUUCUCUGAGCUCUUCUCCGCGUUUAGCGCUGGAUUAUUAUAUAAACAUGUUGAUCUUUGGUCUUCAACCAAAUUCUUACACUUUUCCUUUUCUCUUUAAAUCCUGUACAAAGCUCCUGACAGCACAUACAGGGAAACAAAUUCAUGGUCAGGUAUUUAAGUUUGGGCUUGAAGAUGAUGCAUAUGUACAUACUUCGCUUAUUAACAUGUAUGCUCAGCAUGGGAAUUUAGAUGAUGCCAGAAAGGUGUUUGACAAGAGUACUUUUAGAGAUCCAGUGUCUUUUACUGCAUUAAUCACAGGGUACAUCUCGAGAGGCUAUGUCGAUAAAGCACGUGAGUUGUUCGAUGCUAUUCCCCUUAGAGAUGUUGUGUCAUGGAAUGCCAUGAUAUCAGGAUAUGCUCAAAUUGGUCGGUCUGUUGAUGCAUUGAGUUUGUUUCAGGAAAUGAGGAAAGCUAAAGUUUCACCUGACCUCAGCACCUUGUUAAGCGUUCUUUCUGCAUGUGCUCGUUUGGGGGCAAUUGAAACUGGAACUUGGGUUCGAUCUUGGAUUGAAGAGCAUGGGCAUGGUUCAAAUCUUCGGCUUGUUAAUGCAAUGAUUGAUAUGUAUGCAAAGUGUGGCGAUCUUAACAUGGCAAGGAGUUUGUUUAAUAGCAUACAAGAAAAAGAUCUUGUCUCAUGGAAUGUUAUGAUUGGUGGUUAUGCACAUAUGAACGAGUAUAAAGAUGCCCUCGAAAUUUUUCGGCUGAUGCAGCUAAAUGAUGUAGAGCCUAACGAUGUAACUUUCUUAAAUGUUAUUCCAGCAUGUGCGCAUUUGGGCGCCCUUGAUCUUGGUAAAUGGAUGCAUAAGUACAUUGAAAAGCAUUAUCAGGACUUCCCCAAUGAGAUGCUUUGGACAAGUCUCAUUAAUAUGUAUGCCAAAUGUGGAAAUAUUGAAGCUGCCAAACAGAUCUUUUACAGUUUGCAAACUAAAAGUUUAGGUUCCUGGAAUGUCAUGAUAUCAGGGUUGGCCAUGCAUGGAGAUGCAUAUAGAGCUAUUGAGCUUUUUUCAGAAAUGACUAAAGAAGGAUUCCAACCGGAUGAUAUUACAUUCGUCGGUGUUUUAUCAGCUUGUUGCCACGCAGGUUUGGUGGAUCUUGGGCGCGAAUGUUUUAAUUCUAUGAUCCAGGAUUUUAACAUUUCCCCACAGUUGCAGCACUAUGGAUGCAUGGUCGAUCUUUUAGCAAGAUCAGGAUUGUUUGACGAAGCAGUGGCAUUGGUCGAAAGAAUGGGGAUAGAACCGGACGGAGCUAUAUGGGGUUCCAUUCUUGGGGCUUGUAGAAUUCACAAAAAUCUUGAGUUGGGAGAAUAUGCUGCAAGGAAACUGUUUGAACUGGAACCAGAUAAUCCCGGUGCUUACGUGCUCUUGUCAAACAUAUAUGCAGGAGCAGGCAAAUGGGAUGAGGUUGCAAGAAUAAGAACCCUUCUAAACGACAAGGGAAUGAAGAAAGUCCCCGGUUCCACCUCCAUCGAAGUGGACAGCAUUGUACAUGAGUUUCUUGUCAGUGACCGGACACAUCCAAAGAGCAAUGAAAUAUAUAAGAUGCUGGAAGAAGUUGACAGGCUUCUGGAAAUGGCUGGACAUGUACCGGAUACAUCCGAGGUGUACUAUGAUGUGGAUGAAGAGUGGAAAGAAGGCGUCCUGUGUCAGCACAGCGAGAAGUUGGCAAUUGCUUUCGGUUUAAUCAGCACACAGCCAGGAACAACCUUAAGGAUUGUUAAAAAUCUUCGAGUUUGUGGGAACUGCCACUCUGCUACGAAGAUAAUAUCAAAGAUAUUCAAGAGGGAGAUCAUUGCCAGAGAUCGCAGCCGUUUUCACCAUUUUAAGGAUGGUCAUUGUUCUUGCAUGGACUAUUGGUGAAAGGUUGUAGAUGAGAAAGCAACAUAGUCGCAAUGUUGCAGUACCUAUUAACCAUUUUGGAGGAAUAUUUUCAAUUUAAACUCUCUUUUGUAAUUAAUUAUUUUUUACAGGAUAAAUUACAAUAAUUUUUCUUGA
Messenger RNA from Sesamum indicum (sesame), 2500 nucleotides. It is a transcript of the gene OTP82, whose product is annotated as Tetratricopeptide repeat (TPR)-like superfamily protein. Lineage: Eukaryota; Viridiplantae; Streptophyta; Magnoliopsida; Lamiales; Pedaliaceae. Gene Ontology annotation, molecular function: protein binding; zinc ion binding; RNA binding. Gene Ontology annotation, biological process: RNA modification. The record is from RefSeq and is a predicted model, not a curated record.